AUGAUAAGUUUGGCAGGGCGCAUCACGCUGACAAAGUCAGUUCUUGGUUCAGUCCCGAUACACUCAAUGAGUUCUGUGAAACUCCCGGAAUCGAUGACAAAACGUCUUGACCUCUCUAGAGAUUUUGUGUGGGGAUCGACGGAGGAAAAGCGGAAACAGCACCUGGUAAAUUGGGAUAAGGUCUGCAGUCCGAAGGAGGAAGGCGGACUUGGAAUCCGAAAGAUAAGCCCUAUGAAUAAGGCCCUUUUAGCUAAAAUUGGAUGGAGGUUGCUGAAUGAUGAAACGAGUCUCUGGGCACGGGUUCUACGGAGUAAAUACCGCGUUGGCGAUAUCCAUGACACUGCGUGGUUAGUCGGGAAGGGCACAUGGUCAUCCACGUGGAGGAGUGUAGCUCUGGGGAUCAGAGAAGUGCUUCAACCGAGUCACGCUUGGGUGAUGGGAGAUGGUAAGAAAAUACUCUUUUGGACAGACAAGUGGCUUAUGGGGAAUAUCUUGAGAGAUGAGGAGGUCACUCCAGCCCCGGAGGCACUCUUAUGCUUGCCAGCAAGCGAGUUUUGGAUUGAUGGAGUUGGAUGGGAUCUGACCAGAAUUGCUCCAUAUGUACCAGAGACUACACAACUCGAGCUAGCAUCAGUAGUGGUUAAUAAGGCGACUGGGAAACAGGACAGAAUGGCAUGGGGAGAAACACCAUAUGGGAAGUUCACGGUCUCGUCUGCGUAUCGUUUUCUCACACGGGAUUCCUCCCUCAGACCAGACAUGAGCCAAUUCUUCAGGAGAAUUUGGAGAGUCAUAGCUCCCGAGAGGGUACGUGUUUUCUUUUGGUUACUUGGGAACAAUGGAAUCAUGACAAAUCAGGAGCGCUUCCGCCGGCACAUUGGAGAUACAGAGAUUUGUCAAGUAUGUAAAGCAGGUAUCGAAACCACCUUACAUAUCCUCCGAGAUUGUCCGGCCAUGAACGGAAUCUGGGAGCGCAUUGUCACGCGAGAGAAACGCCAGGCCUUUUUCUCGAUGUCGUUGCUUGAGUGGCUGUUCGUGAACUUGAGUGACCCUACAAAGACGGAGUUUGGACCCUGGUCCACGUUGUUUUCGGUAUCUGUGUGGUGGGCUUGGAAAUGGAGAUGUGGAAAUGUCUUCGAGGAUAAUAAACUGUGGAGGGACAGGGUCGGAUUUGUGAAGGAAUAUGCGAGGGAAGUGUCUCAGGUGCAGUCUACAGAAAGUGGGGCAAGAACGACAGUGCGAGAAGAGAGAUUGAUCUCAUGGUUACCCCCGCUGGCAGGUCAGUGGUGUGGUGGGUUUGCAUUGAAUAUUGGAAGAUGCACUGCGCCUAUGGCUGAGCUAUGGGGAUUGUAUUAUGGUCUAUGCAUCGCGUGGGAGAAGGGGGUCACAAGACUUGAAGUAGAGGUGGACUCUGCAUUGGUUGUUGGUUUCGUGAAGACAGGGAUCUGUGACACUCAUCCACUGUCGUUCCUGGUGCACCUGUGCCAUGGCUUUUUAUCAAAGGACUGGGAAGUCCGAAUCACUCAUACGUAUAGGGAGGCUAAUAAUCUAGCAGAUGGAUUGGCAAACUAUGCUUUUUCUUUACCUUUAGGAUUGCAUUCAUUUGAUUCAGUCCCUCCGGGCUUAGUGGCUAUUCUUUGUGAUGACGAGCGUGGAGUCUCGAGGUCGCGGCAAGUCCGUGUGUAA
Microthlaspi erraticum is the source of this 1683-nucleotide messenger RNA. The record is from the annotation of a GenBank genome assembly. Lineage: Eukaryota; Viridiplantae; Streptophyta; Magnoliopsida; Brassicales; Brassicaceae.